Messenger RNA from Vigna unguiculata (cowpea), 1560 nucleotides. It is a transcript of the gene ASAT1, whose product is annotated as acyl-CoA sterol acyl transferase 1. The record is from RefSeq and is a predicted model, not a curated record. Lineage: Eukaryota; Viridiplantae; Streptophyta; Magnoliopsida; Fabales; Fabaceae. Gene Ontology annotation, biological process: lipid metabolic process.
CCAUCUGCAGUUAUCGUUCUUCCAAUAUUAGCCUCUGCUUUUCAUCUCUUAUUUAGAUAAUUACCCAAAACCCUCAACAAAAUCAAAAACAACACAUCAACAUCAUCGUUUCAAUGGCAAAAGAUUUUAGCUUCAAUUUUGGCUGCUGCAUCGAACAUCAUAGAAGAAAGAAAAAACAUUGAAUUUGAUGUUUUUCACGUUACAGCAAGAGUUCUGGUUUUGCAGAAGAUAAUAUCAGAAUCUGGUUUAUUGCAGCUAUGGAGGGUGAGAUUAUGAAUCUCAUGAAGGUGUGGUUCUCAGUUGUGGUAUCUUUAUGCUACUGUUAUUGGAUCCGAAAGCUUGUUCCUGCCGGAAAAAUACGACUCUUCCUUUUUCUUCCGAUCAUCUUCUUAUACAUUGUUCUUCCUCUGAGUCUUUCUUCUGUGCACUUGUGUGGCACCACAGGGUUCUUCAUUGCGUGGCUCGGAAACUUCAAACUCUUGCUCUUAGCUUUCGACAAGGGACCUCUCUCUUCCGACACAUUCAUCUCUCUCCCACGUUUUGUCGCAGUGGCAUGUCUCCCCAUCAAGAUCCAACAAAACCAAACACCUUCUACCACCAUCCAAUGUUCUUCAUCUAAAAAUGAAAAUAAAAAUGGUAACACCCCACAUUCAGAUCCGUCCAAAAGUUCCGGUUUUGACACCAACCCAUCUUCGAUAAAGCCAAACUCUGUUACCCAAACCAAACAAAAAAACUUGUCCAAAACGGGCGGUGCUACUACGGGUACCCCACUUCUAGGGUAUGCCCUAAAGGGUGUUGCUGUGGGCGUUCUGGUGAAGAUCUAUGACUACAGUGAGAGUAUUAAUCCGAAGGUGAUUAUGUGCAUGUACUGUUUCCACAUUUACUUCAUGUUGGAAAUAAUCUUGGCGGCGGUUGCGGCGGCGGCGAAAUCCAUGCUGGGGAUGGAGCUGGAGCCGCAGUUCAAUAAUCCACUGCUCUCGACCUCGCUCCAAGAUUUCUGGGGAAGGAGAUGGAAUCUCAUGGUCACCAGCAUCCUCCGGCCAACGGUGUACGAUCCGACGGUGAAAGCCGCAUCGAAGGUUGUUGGUCGCCGGUGGGCCCCACUACCGGCGGUGAUGGGCACGUUCGUGGUGUCGGGUUUGAUGCACGAGUUGAUACUGUUCUACCUGGGGAGGUUGGAGCCCACCUUUAGAAUGACGUGUUUCUUUCUCCUUCAUGGGAUGUGUUUGAUGGUGGAGAUUGCGUUGAAGAGGACCCUCACCGGCAGGUACCGGUUGCCGAGGUUUCUGUCGGGGCCUUUGACCGUCGUGUUUGUCAUGGCCACCUGCUUUUCCCUGUUCCUGCCGGAGUUCAUCCGGUGUCGGAUUGAAGUCAGAGCGUUUGAGGAAUACGCCGCCUUGGGCCACCUCCUUACACCUCUCAGUUCGUCGUUCUCGGCUAUUUUUCUUAACAAAUCUUAGCAACUAGGGAUAAAUAAUUUUUAUGAGUAUAUCUUUAUUAUUAUUACCGACGAAAACACAGCAUGAGUGUGUGUUCUGUCUUUUAAUUCUUAUACAAAUU